Molecule: messenger RNA, 1166 nt
Organism: Diachasma alloeum
Lineage: Eukaryota; Metazoa; Arthropoda; Insecta; Hymenoptera; Braconidae
Gene: Or108
Product: odorant receptor 46a
Exons: 5
Coding region: 1-1155 (384 amino acids)
Biological process (GO): sensory perception of smell; detection of chemical stimulus involved in sensory perception of smell
Cellular component (GO): plasma membrane
Molecular function (GO): odorant binding; olfactory receptor activity
Source: RefSeq, a predicted model, not a curated record
AUGGAUUUUCUACCUCACACUUUCGCGAUCUCCACAGCGGGUGGAUUAUGGAGACCCCUGAGAUGGUCAUCGGGGCUGAAGAAACAUGUAUACGAUUGUUACACCUUUCUUAUCCUCGUUAUUGUGUAUUUAUUUGGUUUGAUGGAAUUUGUCGAUGCAAUGUGCAACUUCGGAAACAUUGAAGAGAUGGUUAGCGCGUCUUUCAUGCUUCUCACGACAGGUAAUGCAUUUUGUAAGGCUCUUAACAUGGUGAACCGACGGAAAGAUAUCAUUAAUAUUUUUGCAAUAUUGAAUGACGACGUUUGUCGAAGUAAGAAUCAAGAAGAGGACGAGAUUCAAACCAAGAUUAAUAUUCGCAUCAGGAACGAUGCUACGUCGUAUUUUUGCAUUGUCCAGUGUGCAGUUGUUAUGAUAACAAUAUCGUCAGUAAUACAGAAUGUACCCGAUCGUACAUUACCAUUCAAAGCUUGGAUACCAUUGAACUACAGUUCAGAUAACGUCUAUUGGUGUUUCUAUUAUUAUCAAGUGAUAGCACACGCCGAAGUGGCAAUAAUUUCCAUAGCCUACGAUACAAUGGUGCAUGGAAUUAUGCUGCUCACUGGUGCACAGUUGAAAAUCUUCAAGUUCAGGCGUGAAAAUAUGCCCGCAAAUCUCGAAGAGGAGCAGAAAAAAUCAAAUUUGUCUAAAGUAGAUCUGGAGAGGAAAAUUCUGAAGCAAUCCGUGUGGCAUCACGAGACUAUUCUCCAAUUCGCAAUGUCAUCCAAUGAAAUCUUCUCAACAGUGAUAUUCAUACAGUAUGCAGUGAGCAGUUUCGUAAUCUGCAUUAGUGUGUACAGAUUGGCGGGAAUGGCAUUGAAUAAUCCAGAAUUGCCAUUUGCUCUUAUUUACCUUUUAUGCAUGGUAAAUCAAAUUUUCUGCUUCUGUUGGUAUGGAAAUGAGGUCAUUCUCGAGAGUUUAGGGAUUGGUGAAGCUAUUUACAAGAUGGAUUGGCCUUCACUUCACUUGAGAACGCAGAAAGACCUUCUGAUGAUCUUUAAUUGUACGAUACACCCCAUCGUUUUCACCAGUGGCAAGAUUUUGGUGCUCUCGCUGGAGUCUUUUACAGCGAUCAUGAAGCUGUCGUAUACUGCAUUCAAUGUUCUUCAGCAAAGGUGAUUUGUUUCAAC